Thlaspi arvense is the source of this 850-nucleotide messenger RNA. NCBI's taxonomy places the organism in Eukaryota, Viridiplantae, Streptophyta, Magnoliopsida, Brassicales, Brassicaceae. The record is from the annotation of a GenBank genome assembly.
AUGUAUGGCGAGUGCCUCUUUGGUAAAGGGGUAGGCAAGGCCCUGACUCUCUUACUAAGCUACGAUGUUUACGGGAGCUUUGUGAUCCAACGGGUGCUUCAACUGAAUGACGUGCGUUGCACGUAUAACAUUGCGGUUAGCCUCCGUGGCAACUGCGUCGAGCUCGCGUUUCAGAAGUACGGAAGAUAUAUCGUGGAGAAGCUUUUGGAGACGGAGGAGUCGAGGGUUGAGGUGGUGACGGAGCUUUUCUGGUGCGAGGGACACAGGCUGAUGAGGCUGGCGAGGAGUGAACAAGGUUUAGAGAAUGAGCCUGAUGAUCCAGCACCUUCAGAUAAUCUGAAUGAAGUUGGAAAAUUCAUGUAUGGCUCAUAAUGCAUCAAGCAAAACCAUUUACAGAACCAAAUUAAUGGGCUCAAGAUCACGGAUGCAGAGAAAUCAAACAAAAGGUAUUGAGAUUUGGGACAAAUGCUUCGAUAAGACUUGAAGUUGAUAGUCACUUUCAUACGACUUAUUUUCUUAUUAGGACCAAAUCAUGAAUUAAGGAUUGAUGAGGAUUACAAUAUGACAAGCAGUUCUAAGAAAUUUGAAUGAAGUGGGAUACUAAAUGAUGUGAUUCAAUUAACAGAUGCUGAGAAUUCACAUUCAGUUUCUGAAUAUCAUUUCCCAAAUCUGUAAUGAACAUCAAAACAUCAACAAAUCAGAAAUGUGGAUACUAAGAACUGAUAGUCUGAUAGAUUUAUCGAUAGUGGUCAAAAUAUCAUUUUCUUUUGCACCAACAAAAUAAAUAAAUUCUUUCUGGAUAAAUCAAAAACUGCGAUUUCAAGCUUUAACAAACUUAAAAAAUAACUAU